ACGAGUCUACGCCACGCUACAAUUCCCGCAGCACGUGCGGCAUGCUGCAAUAACCGUAACCGCUGAAAUCAGCUCUGAAAUGUGCGAGGAAGGCACCAAAUCGGCCUGAAAUCGUCUCGAAGUUCGGACGCGGGCAGUGACGGAGUGAUGGGGUCAUCGAAGAAGGCCGCGAACGGGGAGGCCGGCGGCCCCGAUGUCGACAACACCGUCAAAUUGCAGCGCAAGAUCACCCUGAUGAAUGGGGUUGCACUUAUAAUAGGGACCAUCAUAGGAAGCGGCAUCUUCGUCGCGCCCGCCGGCGUCUACGUGAGCACAAAAUCCGUGGGCAUCUCCAUCAUCAUCUGGUGCCUCUCGGGCCUCUUCUCCACCCUUGGGGCGCUGUGCUACGCCGAACUAGGAACUUCCGUAACUAGGUCCGGGGGCGAUUACGCUUACAUCUACGUCGCGUUUGGACCUUUGGCAGCCUUUUUACUUCUUUGGGUGUCCCUGCUCAUUAUUAGACCGACUACACAGGCCAUCGUGGCUAUAACAUUCGCCGAGUACGCCGCCAAGCCAUUUUUUGACGAGUGCGGACCUCCAGAGAAUUCCGUUAGACUUCUGGCUGCCGUCUGUCUAUGUCUACUCACUGCGAUUAAUUGCCUGAGCGUGCGAUGGGCCAUGAGGAUCCAGAGCAUAUUCACGGCGGCCAAACUGGUCGCCCUCGUCGUCAUCGUGCUGGCUGGGGUCUACCACGUGGGGACCGGGCACCUAGAAAAUUUCGACCACGCCUUUGAAGGCAACUAUGAUGUUACUCAUAUAGCUCUGAGUUUCUAUUCUGGACUGUUUGCUUUUGGUGGGUGGAACUUCUUGAAUUUUGUUACUGAGGAAUUGCAGGAUCCUUACAAGAAUUUGCCAAGAGCUAUAUGGAUAGCACUUCCCAUGGUAACAGGAGUUUACGUUCUUGCGAAUGUAGCCUAUUUUGCUGUGCUUUCCGGUGUUGAAAUUGAGAGCUCGCCGGCAGUUGCUCUGUCUUUCGGUGCCAAAAUGUUUGGACAAUGGACCUGGUUGGUGCCGAUAUUCGUGGCUCUUUCCACCUUCGGGGGCGUUAACGGCAUUUUAUUCACGUCUUCGAGACUUUUCUUGACUGGAUCUCAGGAGGGGCAUUUACCUGAUUUAUUUUCGUUCAUUCACAUCAAAAGGAGCACUCCCAUUCCUAGCUUAAUUUUUACAUGUGUGACUUCACUGGCUAUGCUGCUGAUAAGCGACGCUUACAUCCUAAUAAACUACUACGGUCAAAUCCUGUGGCUGUCGGUGGCCGCCAGUAUCGCCGGGAUGUUGUGGUUGAGGCACAAGCAUCCAGACGCCCCGAGACCCAUACGGGUGAACACCGCCAUACCUGUUAUAUUUCUCUUGUGCUGCGUAUUCCUGGUACUGUUUCCCAUUCCGACGCAACCGUGGAAUACGGUGAUUGGAGCGGCGAUUACGUUGUCGGGUGUUCCCGUGUAUUACUUGGGGGUGAAGUGGAAGGACAAGCCCAGGUGGUACCAUAGAGGUUUAAGAAAUUUGACCGUAUGGGUGCAGAAUCUGUUCGAGGUGACUCCGCCGGAGGCAACUCAGAUGUUAUCUCAAUCUUAAUUUAUUUAUUUUAGAAUAAGUAUCACAAUGACCAACUGUUUUGAUUUUUAUAUGUGUAUUGAAUCGAAGUACUCAAAUAUAUACUUCAGUGUAGAGGC
Messenger RNA from Anoplophora glabripennis (Asian longhorned beetle), 1712 nucleotides. It is a transcript of the gene JhI-21, whose product is annotated as large neutral amino acids transporter small subunit 1. Gene Ontology annotation, molecular function: L-amino acid transmembrane transporter activity. Bases 148 to 1614 code for a protein of 488 amino acids. The record is from RefSeq and is a predicted model, not a curated record. Gene Ontology annotation, cellular component: membrane. NCBI's taxonomy places the organism in Eukaryota, Metazoa, Arthropoda, Insecta, Coleoptera, Cerambycidae. Gene Ontology annotation, biological process: amino acid transmembrane transport. The transcript is spliced from 8 exons.